This is a messenger RNA of Hipposideros armiger (great roundleaf bat), 10627 nucleotides long. It is a transcript of the gene ARHGAP32, whose product is annotated as Rho GTPase activating protein 32. Lineage: Eukaryota; Metazoa; Chordata; Mammalia; Chiroptera; Hipposideridae. The record is from RefSeq and is a predicted model, not a curated record. The transcript has 18 exons. Bases 238 to 5832 code for a protein of 1864 amino acids. Gene Ontology annotation, cellular component: actin cytoskeleton; fibrillar center; Golgi apparatus. Gene Ontology annotation, biological process: small GTPase-mediated signal transduction. Gene Ontology annotation, molecular function: GTPase activator activity; protein binding.
CUUUCACUUUCAGAAGAACAGAAUGAUGUAACGAAAAAUGGCUGUGAAUCUAAAGAGCUGGUCUACCUCGUGCACAUCGCUUGUCAGGGCAAAAGUUGGAUUGUUAAAAGAAGUUAUGAAGAUUUUCGAGUGCUUGAUAAACAUCUUCAUCUUUGUAUAUAUGACCGACGAUUCUCCCAGCUCUCAGAGCUUCCCCGUUCUGAUACCCUGAAGGACAGUCCAGAGUCAGUCACUCAGAUGCUUACGGCUUACCUGUCCCGCCUUUCAGCUAUUGCUGGAAACAAGAUCAAUUGUGGACCUGCCCUUACUUGGAUGGAGAUUGAUAACAAGGGAAAUCACCUUCUAGUACAUGAAGAAUCAUCCAUUAACACUCCUGCUGUCGGUGCUGCCCACGUUAUCAAGAGGUACACUGCUCGGGCACCUGAUGAGUUGACCUUAGAGGUGGGCGACAUUGUUUCCGUCAUUGACAUGCCCCCCAAGGUGUUAAGCACAUGGUGGAGAGGCAAGCAUGGAUUUCAGGUGGGACUCUUCCCUGGACACUGCGUUGAGUUAAUUAAUCAGAAAGUUCCCCAGUCGGUGACCAAUUCAGUGCCAAAACCAGUGUCUAAAAAGCACGGCAAGCUCAUUACUUUCUUACGCACAUUCAUGAAGUCUCGUCCAACAAAACAGAAGCUGAAGCAGCGGGGGAUCUUGAAAGAGAGGGUGUUUGGUUGUGACCUGGGGGAGCACCUUCUGAAUUCUGGUUUUGAAGUACCCCAGGUUCUUCAAAGCUGUACAGCAUUCAUUGAAAGAUAUGGCAUUGUGGAUGGAAUAUAUCGUCUCUCUGGCGUUGCCUCCAAUAUCCAGAGACUACGCCAUGAAUUUGACUCUGAGCAUGUCCCCGACUUGACAAAAGAACCAUAUGUUCAAGACAUCCAUUCCGUGGGCUCCCUCUGUAAGCUUUAUUUCCGAGAGCUCCCAAACCCCCUGCUCACCUACCAGCUGUAUGAGAAAUUUUCAGAUGCUGUUUCAGCAGCAACAGAUGAAGAAAGGCUGAUAAAAAUUCAUGAUGUCAUCCAACAACUCCCCCCUCCACACUACAGAACACUGGAGUUCCUAAUGAGACACUUGUCUCUUCUAGCUGACUAUUGUUCCAUCACAAAUAUGCAUGCAAAAAACCUAGCAAUCGUUUGGGCUCCAAACCUGCUCAGAUCGAAACAGAUAGAAUCCGCCUGCUUCAGUGGAACAGCAGCUUUUAUGGAAGUGAGAAUUCAGUCGGUGGUUGUUGAAUUCAUCCUCAAUCAUGUAGAUGUCCUCUUCAGUGGGAAAAUCAGUGCAGUCAUUCAGGAAGGCGCAGCUUCUCUAUCAAGACCCAAAUCUCUGCUGGUUUCCUCUCCAUCUGCCAAGCUGCUGACAUUGGAGGAAGCCCAGGCACGAACACAAGCUCAGGUCAAUUCUCCAAUUGUAACUGAAAAUAAAUAUAUUGAAGUAGGAGAAGGACCAGCUGCACUGCAGGGAAAAUUUCAUACCAUAAUUGAGUUCCCGCUUGAAAGGAGGAGGCCUCAAAAUAAAAUGAAAAAAUCUCCUGUGGGCAGCUGGCGUUCCUUUUUCAACUUGGGGAAAUCAUCAUCUGUUUCUAAACGGAAGUUGCAGCGUAAUGAGAGUGAGCCUUCAGAGAUGAAAGCCAUGGCUCUGAAAGGUGGCAGGGCAGAAGGAACCCUCCGUUCAGCCAAAAGUGAAGAGUCUCUUACUUCUCUCCAUGCAGUUGAUGGUGAUUCCAAGCUGUUCCGACCCAGAAGACCCAGAUCUAGCAGUGAUGCCCUGAGUGCCUCUUUUAAUGGAGAAAUGCUGGGGAACCGCUGUAAUUCCUAUGAUAAUCUGCCCCACGACAAUGAAAGUGAGGAGGAAGUGGGGCUGCUCCAUAUUCCAGCUCUGGUGUCUCCUCAUUCAGCUGAGGAUGUUGAUUUGAGCCCACCGGACAUUGGAGUAGCCAGCCUGGAUUUUGAUCCUAUGUCAUUUCAAUGUAGUCCUCCGAAGGCCGAAUCGGAAUGUCUGGAGAGCGGUGCUUCCUUUUUAGAUUCAUUAGGAUACUCCAAGGAUAAACCAAGUACCAGUAAAAAGGAUACGGAAGCGGGUGGUAGCCAGUCUCAGACUCCAGGAAGCACUACAAGUUCUGAACCUGUCUCUCCUCUUCAGGAGAAACUGAGUCCAUUCUUUACCCUGGACUUGAGCCCAAGUGAAGAGAAAUCAUCUAAGCCAACAUUCACCGAAAAGGUUGUCUAUGCUUUCUCUCCAAAGAUUGGACGGAAAUUAAGUAAAUCACCUUCUAUGAACAUAUCUGAGCCAAUUUCAGUGACCCUUCCCCCUCGGGUGUCAGAAGUCAUUGGUACAAUCCCUCCUCCAGCAGCCCAGACUGCAUCUUCUCCAACCUGGAACAGAAGUGUCGAUGAAGAUGUUGUCAUAAAUAGAUCCCCCACCCAGGUAGGAAAGCUGAAAACAAAUGCGGGCGAGGCCCAGGAAGGAUGUGAGUCUGAAGCCCAGCCCCUGGAGCAGGCGGCUGCUACGCAAGUAGAGUCUCCAGGGAACGAGGAGCAGCCCGUCUCGAGCAGUCAGAGUAAGGCUGUGCCUUCCGGCCAGACUCAGACAGGAGCAGUUGCCCAUGACCCCCCUCAGGAUUCCGUUCCUGUCAGUUCAGUCUCUCUUAUCCCACCACCGCCGCCUCCGAAAAAUGUUGCCCGCCUGUUGGCGCUGGCAUUAGCUGAGUCUGCACAGCAAGCCUCAACUCAGUCAUUGAAGAGACCAGGGACUUCCCAGGCUGCUUAUUCAAAUUAUGGAGACGUAGCAGUGGCUGCAACAGAAGAUAAGCUGCCUAGUUCUUACUCUCAUGUUACUCUAGACAAAGCCUAUUUCCCAACUGAUAGGCCUGCAGAGCAGUUCCACCUCCAGAACAGUGCACCUGGAGACUGUGACCAGCCUAUACCAGCCACGGCAGCUAUUGGGGAUCUUACCCAUUUCAGUGCUGCAACUGAGUCUGGGGAGCAGCUCCACCAGGCAGACUUCCUAGGGAAUCAGCCCCAUGAAACCUAUUUAUCUGGGGACCCAGAAAAGGCCAGAAUCACUUCAGUUCCCUUAACAAACUCUAAGUCUGCUGAUCACAUAAGUUUCCCUGAAGACCAGCCUGGAAAGAUUGUCACCUUUGCAGAUCAGGACCAAUCUCAACUUCAUUUCUACAGUGGAGAUCAGCCUCCUUUUCUUGGUGCAAGUGCGGAUAAGCCCCAUCACUCCUCAGAACUUGCCGACAAGUCUACACCUAAUUUGCCUAGGGACAAAGCCUACCCUCCUUCUGGGUCCCCCGAAGAGAAGAGCAGCACAGCCACCAUGGCUUAUGUGACGACUGCUCCAGCAACAGCUGAAAUGAGCACCAGGGAAGCCACCUGGGAUGUGGCUGAACCACCCACCGCUGCUGACUUUGCUGCCGCCACCCUUCAGCGUCCUCAUAGAACUAAUCGUCCCCUUCCCCCACCUCCUUCCCAGAGAUCAGCAGAGCAGUUACCAGUCACCAAUGUAGGAUUAAAUAAUUCCCACAAGGUUCCAGGAGUAGUUCCAGUUCCAGAGAGACCACCUGAACCCAGAGCUGUGGAUGAUCUUGCUCCUGUUUUUGUGAGUGAUGGCAGUGCAGCUGUUCCGUGUCCCAUCUCUACUUCUGCUGUCCAGCCAGGCCUCCCUGAAAAGGUGUGGGAAGGUGCCAGGGCCCCACCGCUGCACCUACGUGCUGAGUCUGUCCCUGUGCACACUUCCUGUGGCUUUACUGUGCCAGUUCCCCCCACCAGGACAAUGGAGAGUAAAGUGGCUGCCGCCAUACACUCCAACAGUGCAGACGGGACCAGUACUCCCAGUUAUCAUCCCUUUGGCACUGCUUCCUCGGCCUCUGUGGAUGAUAUUUUGCCUUUACCACUUCCUGUUCCACAACUUAAGCAUGCGUCUCAGAAAACUACUUAUUCCACGUUUGCUAGGCCAGAUGUCACCACGGAGCCCUUUGGUCCAGAAAAUUGUUUGCAUUUCAGUAUGACUCCAAACUGCCAGUACCGUCCCCAGAGUGUACCCCCACAUCACAAUAAAUUGGAGCAACACCAGGUGUAUGGCUCCAGAUCAGAGCCACCAGCCUCCAUGGGUCCUCGUUACAACACAUACGUGGCCCCGGGGAGAAGUGUGUCUGGACACCACGCCAAGCCCUGCAGCCGGGUUGAGUACGUCUCUUCUUUGAGCUCAUCUGUCAGGAGCGGUUGUUACCCUGAUGACAUUCCGCCAUACCCUACCAUCCGGAGGGUACAGUCUCUCCAUACUCCUCCAUCUGCCAUGAUUCGCUCUGUUCCCAUUUCACGGACAGAAGUUCCCCCAGACGAUGAACCAGCCUACUGCUCAAGACCCCUGUAUCAGUAUAAGCCAUAUCAGUCCUCCCAGGCCCGCUCGGAUUAUCACGUCACUCAGCUUCAGCCUUACUUUGAGAAUGGUCGCGUCCACUACCGGUAUAGCCCAUAUUCCAGUUCUUCUAGUUCCUAUUUCAGUCCCGACGGAGCCCUGUGUGACGUGGAUACUUACGGCACCGUGCAGUUGAGGCCCCUUCACCGGCUGCCCAAUCGCGAUUUUGCUUUCUACAAUCCUCGGCUGCAAGGAAAGAACUUGUACAGUUACGCUGGCUUGCCUCCCCGUCCCCGGGCCACCAUGACUGGCUACUUUUCUGGCAGUGACCAUAAUGUAGUGAACAUGCCCCCAGCUGCAGAUGUGAAGCACACUUACACCUCAUGGGAUUUUGAGGACAUGGAAAAAUACCGCAUGCAGUCCAUCCGGAGAGAGAGCCGGGCCCGGCAGAAGGUGAAAGGGCCUGUUAUGUCCCAGUAUGAUAACAUGACCCCGGCGGUGCAAGAGGACUUGGGUGGGAUCUAUGUCAUCCACCUACGCAGCAAAUCAGAUCCUGGGAAAACUGGACUUCUCUCAGUGGCCGAGGGAAAGGAGGGGCGGCACCCAGCCAAGGCCGUCAGUCCCGAGGGAGACGACCGCUUCUAUCGGAAACAUCCAGAGCCAGAGUUCGAGAGAGCCCACCACGGAGGACAUGGCAACGGACAGGCAGAGAAGCCGUCCCUCCCGCAGAAGCAGAGCAGUCUCAGGAACAGGAAGCUUCAUGACAUGGGUUGUAGUCUCCCUGAGCACAGGGCACACCAGGAAGCAAGCCAUAGGCAACUGUGUGAAUCCAAAAAUGGGCCACCUUACCCCCAGGGAGCUGGCCAGUUAGAUUAUGGGUCCAAAGGGAUUCCAGAUGCUUCGGAGCCUGUCAGCUACCAUAACUCUGGAGGGAAGUAUAUCACACCAGGGCAGGAGUCUUUAAGACUGAACCACAAAGAGAUGAGGCUCUCCAAAGAUCUGGAGAGGCCUCGGGCUAGGCAGCCUCCUGCCCCAGACAAACACUCCAGAGACGGCUACAAGGAGGAGGAACACCUCAGUCAGUCCAUAGUCCCACCCCCUAAACCGGAGAGGAGUCAUAGCCUGAAGCUCCAUCACACCCAGAACGUGGAGAGGGACCCUGGUGUGCUGUUCCAGUACCAAGCACACGGCAAGCGCCAGAGCAGCAUGACUGCCGUGUCCCAGUAUGAUAACCUGGAGGGCUACCAUUCCCCGCCCCAGCCACAGCCCCAGCCCCCGCGAGGAGGCUUUGGAGCAGGAGCAAUGGGGGCAUAUGUGCCCUCUGGCUUUCCCCACCCACAAAACAGGACAUACGCUACAGCUUUGGGUCAGGGGGCCUUCCUGCCCACAGAGUUAUCCUUGCAGCAUCCGGAAACGCAGAUCCAUGCAGAAUGAGCCCUGGGAGCAAUAGAGUUGAAGCAGCCUCUGCUGGACAGUGGACUGUUCUAUUUUUUUCAGUAACCAAAAAGAUUUAAAAAAAGGAAAAAAAAAGCUACAAAUCCCCUGACCACAUUAAAAAAUAUAAUAAGAAAAACAAUCACCAUCUUAUUUCCCUUCCUGUUUCAUUACCACCCCUUCCAUCUAUAGAGACAGUCAUAUUUGUCCUUAAAAGAGAUCUGAAUGAUUGUAAAGCACUGUGUUGAAAACCUAGUAAAGAAAUUUGUCACAGAGCAUACUUGCCAUAUAGAGCUAAUUUGUAAGAGCCUGAGGACUGCCUUUACCUGAAUUUGAAUUUGACUUUGUCCUUCUUAGUAUUAGCUGUAUAGUGCAGAGCAGUUUACAUCUGUAUUUCCUGGGAGGCUUUUGCAUUUUCUGUUGCAUUCCUACUGACUUUUUCAGUAGCCAUGACGCUUGCCCAGACCAACACUCCGUUUUUCUCACAUCAUUCUCCCUGUCUUAGAAGGGUCUUGUGUGUUAAAUUAGAACUGAGAAAAACUUCUCCAUGAUCAUUCAGAUAAGCCUGUCAGACAUUGAGCAAAUUAUAACUAAAAAAUAAAGGAACUACAACUAAGCAUUUUGUAGAGUCCUAAAAUGUCACACCAUUUAGACCCAGGCUGAACCAUGUUCUUCACAUUCUGAUUUUUCAUGGCUGUUUCUCACUGUUCAGUGAACAGGCUCCUGUCCCUAUAGAAGGAUCUGUUAACAGAGUCACAGACGGUUCUCAGGUGAAAGUCAGUGAACUCUGUCAGCACCAAAAAACUAGGUCAGUGCUCCGAACGUGUUGCCUGCCUUCUGUUGGUUCCUUUCUAAAUAAUAUUUGGUAAAUUGUAAUGCUGGUAAAACAUUUCACACCCCUUUUCUCCUAAAGCAACCUUUCUCGUUAAAAAAUCCCCCAGCAUGGUUUGACUCGAUAAACACAUAAUUUAUCAUGAUUACAAAUUUACAUAUUACUUUCUGUUUCUAAAUCACAGUGUACAGGUUUCCUGGGAAUUCUUAAAGUAGCUUCUUAUUACCUGUUAGUAAAACUGACAUUUCCUGCAAUAACCUCUUGGUACACAGCCCCGUUUUACCUGUUGGAAUUCUGGGCAGUUACUGUUCCCAUCGUGAAGAAUUAGCGUGCUGUUUGUUCACUCUACUUCUACAAUCACAGUCUACUGUAAUUGCCAUCUACACCAGCAUUUCAGGUAUAGUUCUUAUAACUGUAGACAUGUUAAACAUGUUCAGUACCCAGGACUUUCCUUUGAAAGUUACAUUCCUGAUUAGAGUUGGAGCAGACGCCUCUAGCCUAACUCCAUUCCAUGUUCCCAACUCACCCUGUAACAUAUAUGCCAGACUAGCAAGGCAUCCUGCAUUUACAAAACAAGUUUAGGUUGUCAUUUCAUUCCAUAACUCUUAACAAUACUUGAUUUUUGUACAUUCACAUGUUUUAAAUGCUCAGUUUGUAGAAGACACUAGGAGAAUUUCAUUCCGUUUACUGGAUGUUGCUGCUCUGGCUUUUUAAAACUUGGAAUUAACUUUUAUUUAGAACAAAGGAGGAAAUCUUUAAAGAAGCUAAAUUUAUGCUGCUAUUAUUGCUGUGAAAUUGUAUAAAGAUUAGGAGUCAUGCCAGCUCUUUUUUUUUUUAAUUUAAAAAAUGUGAUUACAUUUUAAGGAUUUAUAUUUAGAAAAAGAAAUAAAGUUUAAAGAACAACACAUUUAUUUAUAUGUGGAACUACUCUAUAAGAUUUUUUUUUGUUGCCCCCAAAUUGAUCAGAGGGAUUCAAUAAAGAUCAUGGAAAAAAAUCCUGAAAUACCAAUAUGUGUAGAGGUCUCUGGAAAUUUAGGCCUCUGCAUUAAAAGUGCAGGCCCAGCUGGUAUGUAGUCAGUUGCCAUGUCUGGAAAGCUGGUGGCAUACCUCCACUUAGCACACAAACAUCAGGUGCCGUAUGCAGGAGUUCACUCUUAGGUGAAUAUGCAGCACUAAUUUUAUUUUUUUACCUUAACCAUCUUUUUGUCAAGUUAGGUAACCCAUUGCCCCUUUGAGAUCACAUAAGCCCUAUAAAAUUCUCACCAGCAGCAUGGCAAUUAGAAAGGAGCUGGUAUGACAAGGACAUACAGAUGGCUUUAAGUAACAGAAUUUUUCUCAAUAAUGAAUUGUAAUUCUAGUGCAACAUUUCAGACCAUUUGUUCUGAAGCAAUGUUUUGUUUUGGUUUUCAUUAAAAAACAACAACAGCAAGGAUGUGGCUUAAGAAGUCCUGUCCAAUUUUAGUAUUUGUGGAUUUGUCAUCACACACAUUGUUUACUCCUGAAAUUGAAGUCUGUUUUAUAAAUACUAAGGUUAAUUCCUCAAAGCAAUUACUUUAUUAUUUCUGUGGGCUUAGAAAUAUCAGGUAAAUAUUUUGAAUACAGAAUAGUGACUCAAAUUACUGGUAUAAGUGUGAAACACAAACUUUAGGUAAAAUCUAGAGUUGUUACACUUAACUGUAUGUAGAUACAGCCUUAACUUGGGAUUCAGUUUUUUGAAGGACUCUGCCUGUAUCUUUCCCUUUCUGAUAUUGUAGGGUAGAAAUUGGAUGGCGAAUCACUGUGAGCCAGGUUACCUCAGCAUAGUUCACCUUGUGUGUGACUUCACAAAUAGAGUAAUUAUAUGUUACUAUUUCAAAUUUUGACGUGGAGCACUAUGAUCAAGGAAAUGGAGCUGCCUUAUGCAUUAAACCCAUAAUUCUGUUGGUAUUUUCAUAUUCAUAUCUCCAGGUAUGACCUUUCUGGUAAACUUCCAAUGCCACAGUUCGGUUUGAUUGAAAUAAACACUCCCUGGAUGUCUAGCCAGAGACUUUCCUAACAGCCCCAGAGGUUCCAUCUUCUUAUUACUGAAUUUCAUCCGAGCCUUACUGCUUACUGUGUUCAAUUUCCUUUGAAACAUGCAAUCCCUGGGAUGGUCCCAAGGAUAGGGCCUGCACAUUUUUAUAAUGGCAAAGCAUUUUUUAAAAGUUAGGGUCAGGUUGAAGAUUUCUAGGACUAAUUCUGUAUACAAGAGGGACGAUUAAUGUGAGUAGGGAUAGAGAGUAGGUUAACACAUUUGAAGCAGCAACAGAUGCAUACAAUGUAAAUUUGAAAUUUUCCCUUUUAUUUAAAAAAGGAGCCUGCAAAGUUCCUAUGUCUGUUCCCAGCCCUGUCAAUCACCCACCCGACAUGUUGACAAAGUAUCGGCUGUCUGAGCAGUGUGUUGAAGGAAAUACUAAGGAAAGCAAAAGUAUGUCAGAAAGUUACUUCCAAAUGGUUAGAGGCAUGUGAUUUUCAGUACUGUGUGUUAUGGAAAUGUCAGGAAUCGUAUAUUUUAACUGUGCAAGAUAAUGUCAGUGUGCAUAGAGGUCUUUUUUCCUUUUCUAAUUAGUACUGUUAGUGUUCAAAGAAUAAAAAUGGUUGUUUUACAGUUUAGAUUCUAAGGUAGCAAAACCUGAUUUUUCAACCAUGACCUGCAUGAGAGAAGCAUCCUAGGAUGUCUUAGAUCAUAUUUUUAAGUUCUUAAUUUAUAUAGUGUUUUUUUAUGUUUUAAUAUUUUUGUGAACUGGUGUAAAUUGUUAAUGCAUACAAGCUUGUGUAUUUUUUGUAAAUAGUUUUGUGAUUUAUUUCUUGAUCCAUAUGUAAAUAUUUAGAGUAUCAUUUCUUCAAAACUUAUUUGAACCUGAGUUUGUGGGUUUGGGGUUUUGUUUGUUUCUUUGUUUUGGUUGGGGGUGGGGGGAGAGAAGGGAUUUUGUACUCUGAUAAUCCAGAUGGAGAACUCUGGUUUAAAGCAAAUGUCCCACUGAAAGCAAUUCAAAUAUCAACAAAAUCAUUUCAGGUUAAAACAGACUUCUUUGUGUGUGUCUCCUUUUCAACCUAAUAUGAAUUACAAUUAGAAGCGGUAAUUGACUGGGGAUAUUCAGACCCAAAGAUUAGUGUCUGUAUGACACAGAUUAUUAUUGCAAAUGGUAUGUAAUUUGAUGGAAGGAGUUUAAUGUCUCCUUUUUAUAUCUAUUUGCCACAGUAUGCUGCCUGGCCAAAUUUUCCCCAGGUCCAACAAUUAUCUUAGAACUGCAGAGGCCUUUUGAUCUUACUGGAAAGUCUAGGCAGACGCACUACCUGGGGCUGCCACGAGGAAUCUUGCUGCUGCUGCCACCACCUGGCUCCUGAACUUGCAGUUCAAGAAACUGAGUUGGCUUCUUAAUCUCAGGACUCUCCAGAAGGGGAUUCUGAAUAAUACCCAUAUUUCUAAAGAUUCCCACAAAGCAUCUUGGGCAUCCUGUUCACUUUUCAGAGCGAAAUGACCAGAAAAGAGUCAUCUGUUACACUUGGUCAUCUGGUUUGUGGCAAACCAAGAUAAAGUAUUUCAAUAAGACAAGUGCUACUAGUCACUCAGCUCGCUGCCUGACAGGAUCCAGAGUGUGUUCUGUGCCAAGAGUUGUUCUGAAAAAGAAACGUUUCAAUAAUCAACCACGAUUUUUUGAAGGAAAAGAAAAACCCAAUAUUCAGCUAUUGAAGUCCUAGUUUUCCUACUGAGAGUCAUACGUUACAAACCAUUCUUCAUUCUAAAAUGUUAAAGCUUUUCCUUUUUUGCCAGUAAUAGGGAAAGAUGGUCUGGUGAGCCAGCCAUCUUUGAUAUACCUGCAGAACACACUGCAGAACAUAGGCAAAGCUAUAACAGCUGCUUUCAGUAAACACUCCCAGACCUGAACAAGUGUUCCCAUGGAAACUGCUCAGAUGGGAUUAAAGGAAAGAUAUGAAUCACAA